AUGGAAGAAUUACAAAAAGGAGAAAUAAUAGCUGAAGAAUAUGAAAUAAUUAAUAAAUUAUCGUAAGGAUCUUUUGGAAAGGUUUAUUUGGGUAAAUCAAGACUAAAUAAAAUUGAGGUGGCAAUAAAGGUUGAAAAAAACGAAGUUGCUUAUCUAAAUAGUAUAUAAAAAGAAGUUUCUUAUUAAAUAAUAUUUAGGUUAGAAUAUUGAAAUAAUUAGAAGGAGUUGCUUAAGUUCCAAGAUUGUUUUGGAAUGGAUACUAUAAAGGAAUGGAUAUAAUAAUUUUGAAUAUGCUUGGCAAAGAUUUGAUCUAUUUUUUUCAUAAAUUAAAGCAUUUCUCUUAUUAGUGUGUGUGCAAUAUAGCCAUAUAAAUGAUAGAAAUUUUAGAAUUUAUCCAUAAAAAGUAUAAAAUCACAAUCUAAAUUUAAGAAAUAUCAUUCAUAGAGAUUUAAAACCAGAAAAUAUUUUAGGAUCCACAAAUUCUUCAAAGAUAUAUUUGAUUGAUUUUGGUAUUGCUAAAGAUUUAGAAUAAAUUAAAAAAUCUAAAGAUAAAUUAUCUUUUAUAGGAACAACAAGAUAUGCUAGUUUAGCUGCUCAUUUGGGAAUUGAGUAAAAUAAAAAAGAUGAUUUAGAAUCAUUAGGAUAUAUACUUAUUUACUUUCUUAAUAAAAGUCUACCUUGGAUGAAUAUAGAUAAAGAUGAUACCUAUAGAAUUCAAAAAAUAGGAUAAAUGAAACAAGAAAUCACUUAAGAAUAAUUAUGUUAAGGUUUACCAACUGCAUUAUUAAAGUAUUCCUUUUUAUAUUUAGAUAUAUGAAAUAUGUUAAAUAAAUGACCAAUAAACUAAAACCUGAUUAUUCAUCAUUGAAAAACUUAUUUUUAAUUGAAAAUCAAAACAAUACUUCUCUAAUUUUUGAUUGGAAUAAGAAGGAUUAUUAAAAAUCAAAGUGCAAAUCUUCUAAAUCUUUAAAAUCUUUGAAAUACAUCUAAAAUAAUAAAAAUUAAAUUAGCAAAAAAAAUCAUUAUUAAUCUAUUCCAAAUAUUUCAAGGGAGAGUUAAGUUUAGAUUAAAACAUUAUAAAACUAUGAAACUUUUGGUUAAAAAGAAUCUAGCGAUGAACAUUCAAAUUCUAUUAAAUAAUUUGUUAAUUAAAAAAGCAUUUUUGUUGAUUAUUCUAUUAGUAUUGAAUAAACAAAAAUUUCUAAAUUUUCUCAAUAUAGAUAAAAGAGUUAGAAAAGUAUCUUUGGUAAAAAACACUAAAAAAGUUAAUAAAUCAAAGAAUCUUCAAUAAUUCCUAUGCAAUCGGAAGAAUAAUUAUAUGAAAUGGAAGAAUCAGACUUAGAAUUAAAGUAUAAUUUAUUGCAUUAUACUUCAGUAUUUUACAAUUAUAAAAAUCCUAUAUAAGAGUUUAAAGUCAUCCAUUUUAAUUGAAAAUUACUUAUUUUUGCUAAUUUAUAAACAAUUAUAAAAUAAAUUAAAUAACAUUAUAAAGCAUUCUUUUCUAAUUUAAGAAUAUUAAUAAUAUAAAUAAUUCAUAACAAAAAAUGAAUAGAAACUUUAAUACCUUAAGAGUUUAAACAAAAUUCGAUUUCGAUGCAAUCAUAUCUCAAUUAGAUAAUGGAUCUCCUUUAUCAUAAAUCCAUGUUAAGAAAUUUUCAGGAAUUAAAAAUCUUGAUCUUAUUGAGACUUAAGAUGAUUCAUAUGAAACUCCAAAAGAAUCAUCAAACUCUCUAAUAGAUGAGUGUCCAAAUAUUAAAGAAAAGAAUAAGGAAUUAUGA
Messenger RNA from Paramecium sonneborni, 1778 nucleotides. The record is from the annotation of a GenBank genome assembly. Lineage: Eukaryota; Ciliophora; Oligohymenophorea; Peniculida; Parameciidae.